Molecule: messenger RNA, 2470 nt
Organism: Benincasa hispida (wax gourd)
Lineage: Eukaryota; Viridiplantae; Streptophyta; Magnoliopsida; Cucurbitales; Cucurbitaceae
Source: RefSeq, a predicted model, not a curated record
AGUUCCAAUUUCAAAUCAAUGCCCUAAAAUCAAGAAUUUCAAAGCCAUAAAUGAAGCUUUUGUAAUGAAUUUAUGAUUUGUCGGUUUCCGAUUAACAUCACAUCAGCAGAGCACUUCCACACGUCUCAACGUUGGCGGCGGCGGCAGCAGCAGAAGCAUAAUGACGAAUCAGAGUAUGGCUUAUCGUCAUUCUGUGGCGGUGCACGCAUUUCAAUGAAUGUAACAAGUCAUAAAAUAGAGCAGAUGAAGAAAGAGAACCAAACGAGGCGAUGUUUGAUGAUAAAUUCGAGGCUGAUGCUUGUUCACACUAAAUUUUUUAUAUCCACUUAUCCAAAAUUCCUGACAGAGCCUUGACCUUGGAUGAUGUAUGUGCUUUCCUUUUGACUAUAAUCCAUAAAUGGGGCCUUCAGCUAGGAGCUAGGGCUGUCUUCCAAGGGCGUUUAUACCUUGCCUCUUCUCAAUGCGGACGUGAAAAAUGAUCUUCUGGGUUAUUGUAAGAUAUCAUAGGCUGAAGGAAGGUGACAUGUGAAAAAGAAACGGAAGUAAAAGAAAAGAAGACAAUCUUGGGGACGGCUCCUGUGGACUAUAGCAGGAAACCAAGUUUGUUAUUGUCAUUACCAUCAUGAGUAAUGAUGAUGAAAGCUCUGUGUCAUAUACUCAACCCAUUGGAAGAUGGUCAAUAUUCUGUUUUGGCUUGGGGCAUAUGCUCAAUGACAUUACUGCUGCCUGCUGGUUUACUUAUCUGCUACUUUUCUUGACAGAUAUUGGAUUAUCUCCGGGGAAUGCUGCUACAGUUAUGCUUUCGGGUCAAGUAGCUGAUGGAGUAAUGACAAUUUUUGCUGGUGAACUGAUAGACCGGUUCGGACAUUUCAAAAUAUGGCAUGGUGCAGGAUCUGUGUUGGUGGCAGUUUCAUUUUCUUCUGUUUUUGGUGGUUGCUUACCGUGCAUAUUUUAUUCCAGAAGUUCAUCAACCUUGCGAACUGUAGGCUACAGCUUUUUUGCAGCAAUCUUUAAUGUUGGUUGGGCUGCCACUCAGGUUUCCCAUAUGUCUAUGGUAAAUUGUAUUACAUUGAACUCAACUAGUAGAGUGGCAUUGGCUAGCUGCCGCAAUGCUUUUAAUAUGGUUGCAAAUCUUAGUCUGUAUGCAGUGGCUUUGUUAGUGUUCAGUAUCUCGAAGGCAAAAUCACAUGCAGAUAUCGAACAUCAGUACCGACUGAUAGCAUAUAUUUCAAUUUUCAUUGGCUGCUGCUUUGUGGUCAUAUUUCUAGUAGGGACCAAGGAGCCAAGUUUGAAGGUUGCUGUACAGGGAAAUCGACAUGCAAGGAUCUCAUGGUCAUAUUGGUUCAAGAAAGUUUUAUAUUAUCAAGUUGCUCUUGCUUAUGUACUUACGAGACUGAUAAUCAAUGUUUCGCAGGCAUUUCUGGCAUAUUAUGUUAUUAACGAUCUGCAUAUGGCACAGUCAGCUACAGCUUUGGUUCCUGCAAUAAUCUAUGUCUUCAGCUUCAUCAUAUCUGUGAUUCUCCAGGAGGUUGUUUGGACUGGCCAACGCCUGAAGAUCUAUUAUUCUGCUGGAGGCAUUAUUUGGAUGUUUUGUGGUGCAGUGAUUCUCAUUUUACCUUCAAGCUUGAGUGCUUUUAUGUAUGUCAUGUCCACGCUUAUUGGCGUAGCAAAUGCUUUAAUGAUGGUGACUGGAGUGAGUAUGCAAAGUGUUCUAGUUGGAAGGGAUCUGAAUGGUUGUGCAUUUGUUUGCGGUUCAUUAAGCUUCCUUGACAAAAUCUUAUGUGGGCUUGCGCUAUACUUUCUGGAAUCAUUUCAAAGUAAUACCGCGUUACAUGUUUCGGAAAACACACCUCUCAAUGCCACCUAUGUUUCGGUUACAAGAUAUGGUCUAGGACUUGUGCCAGCAGUUUGUGCGUUUCUUGGAGUAGCCAUUACAAUUAGCAUGGACCUUCGUGCCCCUUAUGCCAAAUACUUGACAGAGUCGCUACUGGAAUAAUGGUAGAACCGUUAGCCUCCAAUCAGAAGAUCUGUGUAUAGACCAAUUCCAAUCCGCUAUUGUCAACAUCAAUUCUACAUUUGAAGAACAACAAAAAAGUAGCUGCAAACGAAUUACGUACAUGACAGAAGAUCAAGUUGACGAAACUAAUUGAUCCAGGCACAUUCCUUUCAUCGCCAAAGCGACUUACUGAUGUAUAUCACAGGUAUCAUUCAUUUGUUCGAAAAAUUACUCAUCCAGUUAGUGUCAAUUGCUCACUGAAAAUGGAUGGAUUGUCUAUCUGUUCGUCCCCAAGGGCUUUUCUAAGAUUAGGUUUGAUUCUGGUUAUUGACUUUGGUUAAUUUUUUACUGCCUCCAGUUGUAGAAUGUUAAUUUCAAGGCAACAAUUUCAUGAACUAUUCUUCAACCAAUCUCGGUUGGUUUGUAUUCUAGAACACUCAGACUAGUAAGAAACAAAAAUUCUCUCUCUCUCUA